Molecule: messenger RNA, 455 nt
Organism: Musa acuminata subsp. malaccensis (wild Malaysian banana)
Lineage: Eukaryota; Viridiplantae; Streptophyta; Magnoliopsida; Zingiberales; Musaceae
Source: RefSeq, a predicted model, not a curated record
UUGGGAGUAUCGGAUUCCUCAGGUGCAGACAUCGAGGAAUUAGUAUCCUUGUGGUAUAACCGAUCAUCAGUUGUGGAUGCUGUGCGAAGGUCAUGUACCAAGGAGGAUGCGUUGAAACUUCUUGUCGGAGCAAAUUCAGAGGACAGCCAGCAUGCUAUAAUCAACCAACCGAAAGAUGAUCAAGGGCCAUCAGCCGCUUUAGCUAAUGAAGAUAAAAUGGAUCUGGGAGGAGAACACAAAUAUGAGAGAGACGAAGCCGUGGAAGACGAGCUUGCGAAAGAACUGACCGGUGAUCCAUUGGCAGACUACGACGCGGAAGUAAUGAAAGAAGGAGAGGCCAAAGCAAAGUAUUUGGCCCUUCUGGAUUCAAAAGCCAAUGCAACAUAGGAAAUAAGAUACACAGGUUCUUCCAGAAUCCAGUAAAUAAGUAAGAUUGUGUAGUUUCAUUUUUUAUC